Molecule: messenger RNA, 273 nt
Organism: Mesorhabditis spiculigera
Lineage: Eukaryota; Metazoa; Nematoda; Chromadorea; Rhabditida; Rhabditidae
Source: the annotation of a GenBank genome assembly
GACCGGAUCGGACAUAAGAAUGAGAAUAAGGAUAAUGAGCACAAGCGCAUGACGUGCAAGUUUUGUGAGCGCAUGCUGGAGAACGCGAAGCAGUACGCAGUGACGGCAAAGUCUGACAUCACGGCCUUUGCGAACAACGCCUGCGCGCAGAUGACCAAGGGAAGGCCGCAGGACCAAUGCUACGAGCUGGCCGACAAGAAAAUCGACGAGCUGGCCAAGUUUGUUGACCAUCAAGUUAUUGAGGCUCUUUGGUGUGCCGAGCUGAACCAUUGU